Molecule: messenger RNA, 1911 nt
Organism: Nematostella vectensis (starlet sea anemone)
Lineage: Eukaryota; Metazoa; Cnidaria; Anthozoa; Actiniaria; Edwardsiidae
Product: pituitary tumor-transforming gene 1 protein-interacting protein
Exons: 2
Coding region: 103-690 (195 amino acids)
Biological process (GO): protein import into nucleus
Cellular component (GO): nucleus; cytoplasm
Source: RefSeq, a predicted model, not a curated record
UUGCGCAAUGAGAAAGUUCACAAAAUACUCGUAAACGAAAGUACUGUAGUCUUCAAAGCACUUUUCUUCUGUCAGUCGCGAUUUUUUUAGCGUCCUUUCACCAUGAAAACCUUGACAAAAGCAGUUUGUUGGAGUGCGAUAACUCUCUGCGUAUGUUUUAUCGCGAUCGGUGCCGAAACGACCACAGCAAAGCCCAAAACAACUUCAAGUCCGACACCAACUCGACCGAACACCACGACGACUUCCCCGACACCCACUCCAAAGCUUAGCUGCGAGGAACGAAAUUCUUCUUGUGGAUCGUGCACAGAUGAUUACGAAUGCUACUGGUGUGAGCCGGACUCGACUUGUAAGCCGUACAAAGUCAGUAUCUCUCAACUGACCCCGAAAGGGUGCAAAGGAAACAAGUGGUAUUGGAAACAAUGUGCCGUUCCAGGCUAUGUGUUGAUCAUUGUUGUGCCGUCACUUGUGGGUGUCAUCCUCAUCAGCCUUGGAUGUUGCAUAUACUGCUGUUGCUGCCGCAGCCGGGGAAGGAAAGGAUAUGAACGGGAGGAAGACAGAAUCAGACAAAGGAGGGAGGAAAACCGUCAGCGCAGCCAGGAGAGGCGAGCAGAACGCAAGCAGCGUACCGAUGCCAUCAGGCAGAAGUAUGGUCUUCUCACUAAUACGGAUGAUGAAAAUGAAAUUGUCUAAAGCUUGAAUCACAGGUUCACAGGAAAUGUUCUCUAAUAUUCUUCCUUGCUUUGGGAAUCAUCAAUACCAUACAUCAUUUAUAGUAGCAUUUGUACCUUGAACUUGACAAAUUUUUUCUUGAAAAUUUAAUCCGACUAUCAUAGAUUUAGAGAACAGUAGGUUUGGUUUAGUAUUCUACCAUUGUAAGGAAAGGAUAAUGAACAGAUGGCGACGAGUACACAGGAUCUUAGAUGCCAAAAGGUAGAUCGUUUCUUAUGAUCCCCCCCCCCCCCCCUAGCAAAUCUCUAUCCAUAUGACACCCAUGACUGUGUACCAUCCCCCUCCCCCUAGCAAAUCUGGGUACAUGCCAAGGGAGAUAAUGAGUGGUUCUCAUAAAGCUGUGAAACACACUUUAGCUUAUUUGGCACUAAUACACUCUCAUGUAUUUGAUCUCUCUUGUGCUGGCUUUAUUACACUUUCAAUAUUUCCAUUUGUUUCACAGGUUUAUGAAAACCAGUUUAAAUUCACUCAUUGAUUGAGUGUUAUUUCCAUUUUUCAAUUUAUUUAAGGUGUAGCAAAUACAACAAGGUGUAUCAAGUGUAGCAAAUAGGUAUCUAACCUAGGAUUUUUUCACAUUUUUUCAUAAAUUUUCUAAUUUUUCACAUGAAAAGUACAUUCUAGUAAUAGCUUUUUUGUAAAUAUUAUUUCUAUAGCAUUGAGAUCCCAUCACCACAAAAAUCUUGUAAAUACUAAAUCGUUUGAUAAAAAUAAGGGAAUAUAUAUUACCAAUAUAGUAUGUAUGCCAGCACGAAGCAAACAGCUAAGCUGCAAUACGCAUAUAUGAGCAGCAAUAAUUCAAAUGCACUCGUAGGCAAACCUGUCUUGUUUACACUGUAAUGGAGGACCAUGAGGGAGGUGUCCUUCCUGUUUUAAAGGAAAUGUGUAGGAGUCCAAAUUCACAAAUUUCCCCCAGACCUAUGUUUCAUAUUUUGAUGCUCAUUUUUAAAGGUGGCACCCGCCACCCUCAUCUUGAUAAAUUCUUGAGUUGAGUUAAAGAAAUUUGAGUUGAAGAAAUGUAGGUGCAUUGAGUUGAAGAAAUUUUGGUGCAAUGUAUGUCAGUCUGUGAGUGGUGUAUGUACCACCAAAAAGAUGCAGUAAAACAAUUAGAUUGUAAGAAUAAUCUAUUUGAAAGGGAUUGUUUUUUUUUAUAUUUUUGACUUGAUUAAAUGACAGUAAAAACUC